This is a messenger RNA of Tribolium madens (black flour beetle), 2780 nucleotides long. RefSeq lists its product as uncharacterized. The transcript is spliced from 8 exons. NCBI's taxonomy places the organism in Eukaryota, Metazoa, Arthropoda, Insecta, Coleoptera, Tenebrionidae. The record is from RefSeq and is a predicted model, not a curated record. Gene Ontology annotation, cellular component: plasma membrane. The coding region runs from base 146 to 2080 and encodes 644 amino acids. Gene Ontology annotation, molecular function: calcium channel regulator activity; GTP binding; GTPase activity.
AUUGAUCGCGCGAAUUGCGCCUGUCUGUGAUUCCCCCAUUCAAGCGACUCGUCGGUGGAUGGUCUACGACAAGCAUUAGUGUUUUGGCGAGUGUCGAGUGCACUGUCACGCUUGGGAUCGAAAUGGGAAAAAUCACUGAGUAAAAAUGAAAGUGAACGGGAGCUUCUCCAGGAGCAGCUCGGCGAGGUCCUCCAGGAAAUCGGCCGUCCUCCCGAAAUCCUCCUACUCCUCCCCGACGCCGGGCUCGGCCCCCCGAAGCCCGCACUACCACCACGAGCAGAAAUCCCCCAUCUACCCCAGGAGUCCYCUCGUGGAGCGGAGCGCCAAGUCCCCCAAAGUCCAACUGUGUAGUCCYUCGCAGACUGAACGAAUUUUCGAUUUUAAUCAAAGCACGGGGCCUAAAUCCCCGAAUCUGCCUCCAAAGUCGCCAAGAUCCCCCAGAUCCUUCAAUUACGAAGAGGUGCAGAUCCAUAAUGAGGGCACCUCCACGGCCAGUUUCAACCUCCAAAGUCCCCCAAAGUCGAAACUGAGCAAAGUGUUCCAUCGGCAACAGUACCAGUCGUCGAAGAGCGACUCCAGCAACUCCAAGUCGAGUCUUGAGUACCACUCAACCACCACACACCCCACGCGGGGCUACCAGGACAUCGAGUACAAAAUUUGCCAUUCGCUUGACUCAGAAUCACAAAGUGACACUCAAACCUGCUCGAGUUAUCGGUACUCCUCCCGGCAUUCCUCCUUCAAGGAGAAGAGCAAGAAACCCAAAUGCAACAUUAGGACAAAUCCGGGUUACGACGAAAGAUAUUCUUCAAGUAAAUCGAUCAACGAGUCCGAUCGCACAGAUAAGGCCCUUCUAAGGUGUCGCAAGUCAACUUCUGACCUCACCGACAUGACGGAUGAUGCCGCCAACACGACCAUGACCUCUUUAAGUCGACCCAGCUCCCCGCGGAGGAAAGGUUCAGUCAAAGGUGGUUUAGCGUAUUUAGCUUCUCGAAGAGGAUCGAGAGAUUCGAUUGCCUCCAACAUGUCGAAUGUGUCAAAUGAGGACAUCGGACCUUUGAACUUCCAGAACACGGCGAGGGGGCGCCAGAGACGCACUUCCAACUUCUUGGAAUUGCCCGUUCCAGACCACAUACGGCCCAGGGUUUGCUCGUUACCGGAAAAGGCUUACAACCCCCGACUYAGCGAUGAUCUCUACAGACUUAGGACUUUCAGCAUUACGAACAAAGGGGGCGUAGUCAAUUGCGGUGAUUCUAUUAUUAAUCGUCGGUCUCGAUCCAACACCAGUGUCAACUCCACGGCUAGCAGAGCCAGUAACGUGUCUGGAGAGCGCUCGCCUUUCGAUGGUUCCUGCUGUGGUUCUGGCUAUCACACCGUCGAUUCCACCCCCCUGGGCUCUCCUGAAGAGAUGGAAGUGCCCAAGUAUCGAGUGGUGAUGUUGGGCGAUUCGGGKGUCGGGAAAACUGCUCUCGUAUCGCAAUUUAUGACCUCCGAAUACAUGAACACUUACGACGCAAGUUUGGAUGACGAGUUCGGAGAGAGAACAGUUUCGGUCCUCCUCGACGGCGAGGAAUCAGAGAUGAUUUUUAUAGAUCACCCGUCGUCUGAAAUGUCGGUGGAAAAUUCGCUGAGUACUUACGAACCACAUGCCUGCGUCGURGUCUACUCUGUAGUGGCGAGGGCGAGCUUCCAGCACGCUGAAGAGACCCUCAACUACCUCUGGAGGGAGGGGUACACGCAGGAGAAGAGCGUUAUUGUUGUGGGAAAUAAGGCGGACUUGGCCAGGUCGAGGGUCAUCACAGCGAACGAGGGCAAAGCGCUGGCGGUGGCGCGCGACUGCAAGUUCAUCGAGACYUCGAGCGGCAUCCAGCACAACGUGGACGAGCUCCUGGUGGGGAUCCUGAAGCAGAUCCGGCUCCGGGAGUCCCGCGAGAAGAAAAAGUCCGGGUCGAAGAAGGAGAGCAACAAAUUGCACGGCUCCAAGACCAGUCUCAGCCUCAACAUCGCUCGAGAGAUCCUCCAGAAAAUCUGUAUGAACGAUAUAAGCAAGUCGAGGUCUUGCGAAAAUUUACAUGUUUUAUAAAUUGUUGUAGAUUCUAUUUUUCUACGCUAAUUCUGAUAGAGACGAAUUUGUGUUGGAUUUGUAUAGUUUUCUACCUGUUUUAGCUACAUGUGAUAUUUAAGUGGACGUAGCAAUGGACGCUUCAUGUCUCCUUUUUGACGAUUUCUGCAAGAAUGAUGACCACGUUUUGGUUUAGUGACGAGGGUGAUCAAUCCCAAGUAGUUUUAAGGCCUAAAGUUGUGUAAAAUAGUAGCUCACUCCUGAGUUUUUGUGCACUCAUUUGUGAUUUUUUUUUUGCUUCACUGCCUGCGCUUCAAAUUUUUUCUAGCAAUUAGUCAAUUAUUGUAUCAUCGGGUGCGGUCAGUUAUAUUAAUUAAAAGUGGAGCACGAAUUUGAUAAACGUGACAAACGAUCGCCUGGUGUAUUAAAUUUGUGUAUAUUUAUAGAUAGAGGAAUCAUCAUCAUAGAAUGUUGCGAAAUGAGACUGAACCAUUUAGAUGUUUUCAUAAGACUUUUAUAGUUUAGUAGAAACUUUGUUACUUUUCUAUUAAUCAAAGAGACUGCUCAGUAUCUCUUUCUACUUAUACGACUGUUCGAAACUCUCUUUUUUUCGUUCAAUUUUUGUCGAAGUGUCGAAAAUGCARCAAAAUCGCGGCUGCCCGCUGAGCCGUCUGCAGUUAUUGUCUUGUUUUCAACAAAAUAAAACAAUUUUUCGAAUCGA